Haliotis rubra (blacklip abalone) is the source of this 387-nucleotide messenger RNA. Its product is annotated as 52 kDa repressor of the inhibitor of the protein kinase-like. The record is from RefSeq and is a predicted model, not a curated record. Gene Ontology annotation, molecular function: protein dimerization activity. NCBI's taxonomy places the organism in Eukaryota, Metazoa, Mollusca, Gastropoda, Lepetellida, Haliotidae. Bases 1 to 387 code for a protein of 128 amino acids. The transcript has a single exon.
AUGUUCUGGGAGAAUGACUUGCCAAUGGUGUCUUCUCUUCUGGCAGAACUCCGAAGUUGGCGCCUUCAUUGGUUGUCACAGGAAUACCACCCUGAAGGUGCAAUCGAAAGCUUGAAAUCUGCUGAUGAGGAUGUUUUCCCUAACAUCCGUCAGCUGCUCACAAUUGCCGUUACACUUCCAGUUACAAGCACUGAAGCAGAAAGGACAUUUUCUGGCCUUAAAAGGCUGAAGAUGCAUCUGAGGAGUACCAUGGGUCAGGAGCGCUUGACUGGACUGACACUGAUCCACCUGAACCAGGACAAGAAAAUAGUUUCUGAUGAGAUAGUUCACAAAUAUGUGAAAAAGCAUCGCAGACGUAUGUUUGAGAAAUGCAUCCUCUAUCAGUAG